CGCGUUACCGAGCGGUGUUCACUUAGUCAAACAGUUUAAGCCAAAUACUAGUUACUAACUAGCAAAUUUUACCCAUAAAAUCAGAAAAAAAUAAAGAAAAGUCAAGAGGAUGUACAACCCAGGAUACCAGGUGGAUGUGAUCGAUCCGUACUAUCAGCCGCCCGUGGAGGUGGUGAAUGUGAUUGGACCCCCUCCCCCCGUGGAGGUUAUAAUGCCGUCGCCCAUAUACGGUCAACCAGUGGUGGUGGUGGAGCAGCCCAGCUACAAUCAGCCAGGACCUCCGCAAGGACCCAGUGACGCCGAAUGCUGCAUGCUGCUGGGCGCCUGUUGCGUAAUGGAGGAGUGCGGACUGUGUGUCAUCUCGUAGAAUUGUGCAGUUGUGAAAAACUUUUAAUAAAUAAGAACUAUGUAAACUAAACGCUUAAAAUAUAAACUAAGGCUAAGGGUGACUAAUCAAAGUGAUGAUUCAAAGUUUGCGUUCAAAUCGGUUCUUAAAACAUAAAAUAUCAUUAUGCAAAGGUGUUUAUAAACUAAAGUUCUUGUAGGGAAUAACCAGACAAAAAACUAUUUUGCUAUGUACAACUUUAUGAAUAAUAGAAUUUUAAAAAGAAAAUGCUAUAAUUUUGUAUUGUAAAAUUGUCACAGUCAUGUUUAUUUGCAGAAAAAUGGUUUUUGUAUUUUACUUUUAAAAAUCUUUUACAAUACCAUUCUGAUAUCAUGCAGAUAGCUAGUUCCCGAAUUUUCGAUAAAUCACAAACAACAUAAAAUCCAUUGUCUAUUGAUAAGAGCCCUUUGAUAUUAAAUAUUACCGA
Messenger RNA from Drosophila rhopaloa, 812 nucleotides. RefSeq lists its product as uncharacterized. Lineage: Eukaryota; Metazoa; Arthropoda; Insecta; Diptera; Drosophilidae. The record is from RefSeq and is a predicted model, not a curated record. The transcript has a single exon. The coding region runs from base 110 to 367 and encodes 85 amino acids.